AUGGGGUUACUAACACUAACCGCACUUUUCUUCGCGUUAUUAACUAUAACAAACCAAGAACCAGCAAACACCUAUUAUUUUCCCAACUAUUACUGCAAUCCAUCGCUCUGCCAAAAUGGUGGUCCUCAUGUUGCCUGUUAUUCUUCAUAUCCUUUUGGCGUCAGUUGUACUGGAAAACAACCACAAAUAGUACCUAUGACCGCUGAUCUCAAGGCUCAAAUCCUUGACCAACACAAUAGGCAACGUGCUCAGUUGGCCAGCGGACAGCUACCUGGAUAUGCUCCUGCUGCGAACAUGCCGACACUGCAGUGGGAUUUAGAAUUACAAUAUUUGGCAGAAGCCAAUGCACGAUCAUGUGAAUACGGUCAUGAUAAGUGUCGUAAUACUUAUUGGAGUAAAUAUGUGGGUCAGAAUAUUGCUAUUUUGAGACACUUUGGAUUGCAAAUCUCCAAACCAGAAUCGAUCAAGUACUUUAUGGAUGCAUGGUUCAACGAAUAUGUGUACGCUUAUUCUUACGUAGAUAGCUAUCCGAAAUAUUAUUAUGGGCCGCAAAUAGGUCAUUUCACGCAGAUAAUCAGUGAUCGCACAAUCAAGAUUGGCUGUGGUAUGACUACAUUUAAAACAUAUAAUGGGAAUGUUUGGACGAAUGAUUAUUUCGUAUGCAAUUAUUCGUUUACAAAUAUAAUCGGACAACCGACGUACACCAAAGGAGCUCCAGCCUCGCAGUGUUCUUCUGGGCCCAACUAUGCUUAUCCUGGACUCUGCAAUUAA
Molecule: messenger RNA, 771 nt
Organism: Sabethes cyaneus
Lineage: Eukaryota; Metazoa; Arthropoda; Insecta; Diptera; Culicidae
Product: antigen 5 like allergen Cul n 1-like
Exons: 3
Coding region: 1-771 (256 amino acids)
Source: RefSeq, a predicted model, not a curated record